AUGAAGGUCAAAUUGUGGACGGUUGGCCUUUUAACGGCUCUCCUUCUGCUCCUCUUCCUUUCCCUCGGCCUCUACUUCGGACUGCGAUCCAGAACGGAUGGACCUCGGACUGAAGAGGAACACAUCUACAAGAAUGGCGCUGUUGCUACGGAUGCUGGCCCUUGCUCCGAGAUUGGCCGGAACAUUCUCCAAAAAGGAGGGUCCGCCGUUGACGCCACCAUCGCAGCCCUACUUUGCACGGGGCUCAUGAAUUCGCAAAGUAAUGGGAUCGGUGGAGGGGUCAUCUUCACCAUCUUCACCACCGAUGGGAAAGCAGAAGUCAUCAACGCCAGAGAAGUGGCCCCCAAAAGAGCAUCUCGGGAUAUGUUUGGAAACAACACACAAUUGUCCUUGAAAGGAGGGCUAUCGGUCGCUGUUCCAGGCGAAAUCCGUGGUUACCAAAUGGCGCACCAACGUCAUGGCAAACUCCCUUGGAAGGAGUUGUUUCUUCCCAGUAUCAAACUAGCCAAGGAAGGAUUUCCCAUUGGGAAAGGACUGGGAGCAGCUCUGGCCUCCCGCAAAAUCUCCAUCGAAAGCAACCCAUCGCUCUGUGAAGUUUUCUGCAAAGAAGGGAAAGUCCUUCGGGAAAACGAGAUCCUCAAGUUUCCCAAAUUAGCUGUGACUUAUGAGACUCUUGCCAACGAGGGACCAGAUGCCUUUUACACAGGAAGUUUAGCCAAACAAAUUGUUUCGGAUGUCCAAGAAGCAGGAGGGAUCCUUUCCCUGGAAGAUCUGAGGGACUACCAAGUACUUCUGGAUGAAAACCCAUUGAACAUUACUCUCGGGGAGUUCACCAUGUUUACCCCUGGAGCCCCAUUGAGCGGAGCCGUCUUGGCCUUGAUCCUCAACAUCUUAAAAGGAUACAAUUUCACUUCUGAUGCUGUGGCAACCCUGGAGGCGAAGGGCCUGACCUCCCACCAGAUCUUGGAGGCCUUCCGCUUUGCUUUUGCCAAGAGGACCCUCCUGGGAGACCCCCGCUUUGUUGACGUCACCGGGGUGACACAGAACAUGACCUCGGAAUUGUUUGCGGAGAGCCUACGGGUCAAAAUCACCAACGUCACACACAAUAUCAGCUACUACGAGCCGGAAUACUACAUGCCAGAAAACGCUGGUACCUCUCAUGUCUCCGUCACAGCCGCUGAUGGCAGCGCCGUAUCCGCCACCAGCACAAUCAACCAAUAUUUUGGCUCUGAGGUCCGUUCCAAUGUGAGCGGGAUCAUCUUUAACGAUGAGAUGGAUGACUUCAGCUCCCCAUACCUUGUCAAUGGUUUUGGGGUGUCCCCCUCUGUCGCCAACUUCAUCUCCCCAGGGAAGCGUCCAUUUUCCUCGAUGUGUCCGACCAUAUUGGUGGACAAGGAAAACCAGGUCAAGAUGGUGGUUGGCGCCUCCGGAGGUACUAAAAUCACCACCGCCACUGCAUUGGCGAUCAUGAACUCGUUAUGGUUGGGAUACGACGUGAAGGGCGCUGUGGAAGAACCCCGUUUUCACAACCAACUCUUGCCGCCAGUCACUGUCUUGGAGGAAGUGGUGUCAAAGGGUCUGGAAGACGAGCUAAGGAAAAGGAAACACGAAAUCACCCGAACUCAACGCGGAGCGGUGGUGCAGGCCAUCUUGCGGACGAAACAUGGGUGGGCCGCAGCCUCGGAUUCCCGGAAAGGCGGAUACCCAGCAGGAUAUUAAUUAAUAUUUCACCUCAUUUGCAUAAUUUGUCAUAUUGGAAAUUACUAUCGGACAAGCGUGCUCAGCAGCAAAUGUGAGCGACCGUCUGUUAUCCUCGAAUUUCCCAGAAAGAGGAGCAACUAUUCAUAGUAACCCAUCCUCCAACUCAUAGGCAUAUAAUCAGCAUUCCAUUUUUUAUGAGUCCUAUUGGAAUUUACUUUCGGACUCAUAAGUGUUACUUAAUGACAAGUGCGAACGAUGAUCUCUCACCCCCAAAACCCAAAUGGGACCCUCGUUUUACAUCUCAUUUGCAUAUAAUGAAUGCACCGUUUUUUUUACGACUUGUGUGGGAAAUUGAUUUUGGACUCAUAAAUAAUUAGCAUACUUCAUGGUGAAUGCGGGC
This is a messenger RNA of Anolis sagrei ordinatus, 2101 nucleotides long. RefSeq names its product gamma-glutamyltransferase 1 (gene GGT1). Gene Ontology annotation, biological process: regulation of inflammatory response; peptide modification; glutathione catabolic process. Lineage: Eukaryota; Metazoa; Chordata; Lepidosauria; Squamata; Anolidae. The record is from RefSeq and is a predicted model, not a curated record. Gene Ontology annotation, molecular function: glutathione gamma-glutamate hydrolase. Gene Ontology annotation, cellular component: plasma membrane.